Molecule: messenger RNA, 8200 nt
Organism: Ipomoea nil (Japanese morning glory)
Lineage: Eukaryota; Viridiplantae; Streptophyta; Magnoliopsida; Solanales; Convolvulaceae
Product: filaggrin-like
Exons: 1
Source: RefSeq, a predicted model, not a curated record
AUGACGGCAAGGAGAAGGGAACGAGGGAUGAGGCGCAUGAGGCAGGCGGCAAACAAGGGGGCCAGCGCGGCCAUCGCAACCGUGAGGGGACGUGAAGCGCGGGGGGCCGCCUCCGCCCGGUGUGGGGGGGGAAGAGAGGGAAGGCACGAAGGGGAGAGGACGAGAGGCGGGAAAAGACGGUGGGAAGUAGGUCCGAAGUGCGGAAAGAGCCGAGGGCAAGGCGGCAGGCGAGGAGGAAGGGUGGGGAAAGAGGAAGGCGAGCGGGAAAGGAGCAAGAGCAAGAGGGAGGGCACAAGAAAAGAGCAGGCCAAGACAGGCAUAGAAAGACAAGGGGAGAGUGGGGAGAGGGAGAAUGAGCGGAGGAGGAGGGCAGACGAGCGGGGAGGACAGCACAAGGGGAGAAGCGAGGGGAGAACACGGGGAGGAGAGAGAAAGCAAAAGAAGGGAAGGCGGAGGGAGACAGGGAGAGACCCAGCCGAGAGGGAAGAAGCCGUGGACAAGCAAAGCAAAGGGGCACAGGGAGGAGGCCCACCGCGAAGCAAGGGGAGAGAGAAGAACAGGGAGAGGGCGGCCAGAAGAGAGAAGGGAACGGGAGAGCGAGGCCAGGAGACAAGGGGAACAGGAGAGCGAGCGCAAGAGAGGAAAGGGAACAGGAGAGAGAGGGGGCCAGGGAGACAAGGGGGAACAGGAGAGAGAGGCCAGGAGACAAGGAGGGAUAGGGCAGGACGGCAGCAAAGGAGCGAGACAGCAGGAGAGAAGGAGCAGAAACAGGAGUGGGAAGCGCGGGGGGCAGAAGCGGAGAGACAGAAGGAGAGCGGGGGAAGACGCAAGCAAGAAGCAGCAGAGAAAGAGGGGAGCAACGGGGCACAGCAGAAGCAAGAAGGCAACAAAAGGCAGGCCAGAGAAAGGCAAAGGGGGAGGGCGACCCAUGGCCAAAGAAAAGGGGGCAGAGAAAGGGAGCAACGGCCAAGAGGGCGAAAGCGGCGGACAGACGGCGAAAGGAGGGGGGCCAGACCAAGUGGGGCAAAAGUGAGGAGGCAACGACAAGGCAAAAGGGACGAGCGAGAGCGAAAGGGAGCAACGGGCAAAGAGCGGUGCAGCGCCAGAAAGGGCCCAAGCAGACGGGAACAAGCACGAGGGCACACGGGAAGACGCGGAAAAAGCAAAGAGAAAAGCAAGCAAGAGGCAAAAAGCAGCCCAAUGAAGCAGACAGAGAGGAGCGAGACACGAGCGAAAGGCAAGGCGGAGGGAGAGAAAAAGCGGGAGGGCAGGGGAAAGCGGCGACGGAGGGGAGAAAAGGGGGAGAGGAACGAGGGAGAGGGAAAAACCCAGGGGGAGGGGAGCGGGGGCGGAGCACGCGGGGGAACGGGCAGAGGAACAAGGGGAGCGGGGGAAAACCCGGGGAGAGCGGAGCGGGGGCGGAGGGCGCGGGGGGGAGGAGGACAGCGGGGGCGAAGGACGCGGGAAGGCGGGAGGAACAAGAGGAGCGGGCGAAAAACCGGGGGGGAGGGGAGCGGGGGCGAAGCACGCGGAGAAGGGGCGGGGGCACGGAGGCACGAGGGGAGCGGGGGGAGCGAAGAAGAGGGAAGGGCCGCCGGGAAGGGAAAGGAGAAGAGGGGACGAGGAGGAGGACACCACCGCGGAACCACGAGAAAGCGCGCGCGCGAGGACGGACGGCGCAGAGAGAGGGCGGGCAGGCCGAGAGGAGCGGGGAACGAACCCGGGACGGGGAGGGCGGAGCGGGAGCGGGCGGGGGGGGAGAGGGCCCGCGGGGGCAGGCAAGGGAAAGGGGAGAGACAGCAGCCGACAGCGAGAGCAAGGGGGCGAACGGGAGGCAGGGAGAAAAGCGCGCGGGAGCACGACACAAGGGAAAGCAGAACACGGGCCGGGACAAGGCCGCGGGGCACACGCGAAGGGGGAGACGGGGGAGGCGGGGACGGAGAGGGGAAGGGACCAAAGGGGGGGGGCAGAAGAAGGGGGAAAAAGGGAGAGAAGGCGAGGCACCCCCCCCCCCCGCGAGACGGCGCGCCACCCGGGCGGGACCAACAAGGGGGAGCAGAGCGGGGGCGAGGGGAGGCAGGCGGGACGGCGAGAGCAGAGCGCGAAAACGGCAAGAGGAAGAGAGAGAGGGGGCGGGCGCAAAAGGGGCGGGCGCACGGGAGAAAGGGGAGGAGGGGAAAAGACGGAGGCAGGGGCACGGAGCGGCGGGAAAGGAGGAAAGGGGGAAGGCAGCACAAAGGGGCCGAGCCAAAGGAGGGAAGCGAAGACCGCGACCCACGAGAGCCAAAGGCGCCACGAGAGAGGCCAAAGCCAAAAAGGGAGGGGACAAAGGAAGAGAGAGGACGAAAGAACGGGGACAAGAGGGCCAAGGACAGGGGGGGCAAAACCGGCGAGGACACCAGAGGCCCAAAGAGGCGAAAGGGCACCACGGCAAAAGAAAGAGGGGAGACGCGCAGAGGAGCGGGGAAGGCGACGAACAAGAAAAAGACAACAAGCGAACCAGCGCCAGGAAAAGGGGCGAAGAGGGCAAAAGGCGACCGAACGAAAGCAGCACCGACAGGGAAGCGCGAGGGAGCAAAAGCGGGGAGAAAGCACGGAGCGGGGAAAGACCAGGACCCAGAAGGAAAGAGCGCGCAAAGGGGGACGCGGACGACCGACAAAGGGGGAGAGGAAGGGGACCGCAAGGCGCGAGCAGAGAGAGCGAAGGACAGGAGCGACGGAGAAACGCGGGAGGGAGCGAAAGGCGGAGGAGGGCGAGAGGAAGACACGAAAGGAAGAAGAACGGGAGGAACGAACAGCCGCAGGAGGGCGAACAACCGGCCGACAGCAAGGGCAGGCGGAAAGAAGGAGGGGAGCGGACGAACAAGGGCCGGAGGGGGAGGAAAGGCAAGAAGGGCAGGCGAAAGAACAAAGGAGCACCACAAGGAAAGGCGGGGCGAGAGAAGAGAAGAGCAAGAAGGGAACGGGCGAAGAGAACACAAAGGGGGGGACAAGGGGAGAAAGCCGGGACAGGGGAGGGCCGAAGGGCCACAGCCCAAGGGGAACAAAAAGGCGAAGACGGCGAACGCGCCACAGGGGAGGACAAGGCGAAAGAGAAGAAAGGCAAAAAGGACAAACGGAAGGCACGAAGAAGCGAGCCGGGAGAAGCAAGGGAAGCCGAAGAAGCAGCGAGGGACGAGAGGGAGGCAGCACAAGAAGAGACGGCGCGACGAGGGCGAAGGGGCAAAACAGCCGAACAGGAGGAAGGCGAGAGGGCGCGGGAAACCGACGAAGAGGGAGCGGCGAGGGCGGGAGGCCGGGAGGGCCGGGGACACCGCGGGCGAGACGCAAAAAGCGGGGCAAAGGCGGAGGGAAGAGGGGCAAAAAGGCAGGGCCACGCAGACGCAAAGCAAAGAGCGCAAGAAGACGGGAAGGCGGGAAAAGGAAGAAAGGGCACAAAAAGGGCAAAAGGCGCGAAAGGAAAGGAGGAAGGGGAAAGCCGAAAAGGGGCGACGGCAAGAAGAGGGCAAAGCGAGAGAGGGGAGAGAACAGAACCGGCGGGAAGGAAGCGCAGCAGGGACGCAGGCAGCCAAAAGAAGGGAGAAAAGGGGAAACAGGCAAAAACCCGCGGGAGAGAAAGCCGGACGAGGCGACGAGCCAGCAGGGGCGAAAACCCCGCAAAAGGGGACGAAGGCGACGACGACGGGAAGGAAGAAAGGGCCAGGGGGAAAAGGGGGGAAAAGGCAACAGAGCACAAGGAGACAAGGAGGGGGAAACAAAAGGAAGGCCCAGAAAAGGGGGCAAGGCCGAAGCAACACAAGGAGAGCAGGGCAAGACAACAAAAGGGGAAAAGGCCAAAAAGGGGAGCGCAAAGGAGAACCAACGAGGCGAGGGCAAGAAAACCGCAGAGGAAGAGGGGAAGAAGGCCGAGAAGGGGGGCGGGGAGAGGAGAGCCCGCAGAAGAAGAGGGGGCGCGGGAAAGCAAACCAGGGACCAAGGCCAGAGGGGCGCGAGGGCAGAGAAGCAAGCAACGAGCAGCGGCCCAACCCGCACCGAAGCAGGAGGCGAAAGGGCGGGAGGAGGAGAAAGGGGGAAGGGGGACAAAGCACCGACGCGGGGAGCAGGGGGAGCGAGGGGGAGGGGGAGGCCAAAAAGGACGAACACAAAAGGACCCAAACAAGGAGGGGGACCGAAAAGAAAGGAAGCGGGGGGCAGGAAGGGGGGAGGCGAGAGCGGGGGCGCGCGACAGAGGACCGGCAAGAAAGCGAGGCGAGGGGAGGGCAAAAGGAGCGAAGGACCAAAAGGAGGGGCGGGGGAAACGAGCGAGAGGGAAGGACAAAAGGAACCGGCGCAAGGGGGAAAAAGGGGCGACGAAGGGAGGACGGAGCGGAGGGCGAAGGAGGAAAAGGGAACGGGGGAGGACAAGGCAAGGGGGCGACAAAGGAGAGCGCGGAGAAGGCGACAAAGGCAAAGGGCAAGGCAAAGACGAAGCCACGAAAGAAGGCGGACGAGCCGGAGCAAGAAAGAAAAACAGGGAGGGGGAGAGGGGAGGACAACAAAAGAGGCGGGAGGCGGGAGGGCAAAGAAGGCGAAGGAAGCGAGGGGGGAAGGGCACAGAAGGCGAAAGCAGGGAAGGGCAAAACCAGCAACAAGCGGGCCAAAAAGAAGGAGGCGAAGGACGACCCAACAGGGGGGCAAGAAAGAGCAAAGAGGGGACGCAGGCCAGAAAGGGAAAACAAAGCAAAGCAGCAGGCAAAGCCAAAGCGCAAGAGGCAACAGCAAGACCCGGAAGGCGACGGCACAGGGAGGGAGGGGGGCCAGGAGACCCAGGAAGGAGAAGGGGGAAGAAAGAGACGGGGGGGGGGGGAGGAGGGGCGAGGGACACAGGGACAAGAGGCAGCAAGAAAAAGGAGGAAGGCGGAAGCAAAGGGGCCAGAGCGAGGAAAGCGACGACAAGGCGAAAAAGAGAGGAAGAGGGCAACAAGGCGAACGAGCGAGGAACAGAGGGCGGGAACGAGGAGGCAAGCGACGGCAAGGCACAAGGAAGGGACAGCAAGAGCGGCCGCACGAACGCCGCAACAAAAGGGGGAGCGGAAAGAAGAAAGCGAACACGCAAAGGAAGCCGCACGAGGCAGGAGAGCAGCCGCCGACGACCAAAGAGAGGGGGGGCAGAAGCAAGCAAGACGGCGGGCGAGACGCAAAAGCGAAGGCGAAGCCACAAGGCGGAGAACAAAACACCAGAGGAAGGAGGGAAAGGGAGAAAACCCAAGCGCACCGAGGGCAGACAGGGGGGGGGAAAGGGGGGGACGGGGGAAGGGAAAGGCCAAGGAAAGACGGGGGACGAACGGGCAAACGAAGGAACAGGCGGGGAGAGGCAGCCACCAGCAAGGCGGAGAGAAGAGGCAACAAAGCAACCAGGGGGGGAGAAGAAGCGAGGCACGGGGGGGGGAGGAAAAGCACGACAAAAAGGGCAAAGAGAGGGAAGGGAAGCGGGAGGCAAGGAGGGCGAACGAGAGGGGGGAAGAGAAGGGGGGCAGGAAGGAGAAGAAGCAAGGGAGAGGGGGACGCACCAAAGGGAGGCAAGAGCCAAGGGAGACCCGAAAGAGCACGCACACCGACAACCGAAAGGGCACCCAGAAGGCAAGAAGAAGGAACGCCAGGAGAGGAACCCGAAGAGGCACCCGGCAACAAGGCACAACAAGGGAAGCACAACAAGGAGGCCAACAAGAAGGAAACGCGGAGAAGCCAACAAGGGGCCAACCAAAGCGAAAAGGGCGAAGAAGGCACACACAGGACGGAGGCAGGGGAAAGCCAAGGGACGGGAGGAAAGACGCGAGCAGCGACGAGGAACCAACAACAAGAGGCAAGGGGCGCAGGCGGGCGAGCACAACGGGAGCCAAAGGAAAGGGACGAAGCAGGAGCCGAGCCAAGGGGGAGAGAGGCCAGGCAAGAGGAAGGAGAGCAAGGCAAGCGCAACGACGGAGGGAAACGGGGGCCAAGACCAACGCACCAAAAGGGAAGGGCACCAAAGGGGCGGGAGGAACAAAGCAAACGAAGAGGGCGGCAGGGGAGGAAGAAAGCAAGAGGAGGGCGAAAGGGGGAGGCACAAGAAGAAGGCAGGGAGGGGGAGGAGACAGGCGCCCCGGGCGCACGACGCGAAGCAAGCCGGAGAGGCCGAGCAGACGCAGCGCACAAGAAGGGCAGCGGAGAGCAAAGGGACGGAAAGAGCGCAGGGCGGAAGGGCGGACGGGAAGAAGAAGGGGACGGCGAACAACCACCCGGGGGGAGGGAAAAGACGGGGGGAGCAAGGCGACAAAGGAAAGAAGGCAGGGGAGGGGGGAAAACAAGCGCCGCGAGCGGGGGACGACACCGGGGCAAGGGGCGGAAGGAGGGGGGAGGCACCAAAGGGCGAGGCGAGAAAACCCGCGGGAGAAGGCAAGAAAAGAAGCACAGGGAGGAGGACAAAGGGAGGGGGAGGAGAGGAGCGGGGAAGGACGGAGAAAGCGGGAGGGGAGAAAGGGCGAAGCGCAGGCAGAACAGGGGCGAGAGGAGGAGGAGGGGAGAAGGAAAGGACGGGGGGGACGGCAAGGCAAGCAACGGGAAGAAGGAAGGGGCAGAAAGCAAGCCAAGGACACAAGAGAGCGGAGCAAGAAGGGGGCAGAGAGGGAAAAGCCGCAGGCAAAAGGCCCAGGAGGACAGCGCAAAAAGGGGAGAAAGAGGAGGAAGGAAAAGACGGCGAGCAAACGAGGGAGCGAGGGAGGAGGGGAGCGGGACGAGACGGAACCGCAAGCAGACCAGACAGAGCCGACGCGGGGGCGGAGGGGCAAGAGGCCAAGCAAAGCCCAAAGAAAGGCAGCGGAGGGCAACCAAGAAGAGAAGGCGAGAGCGCAAAGGAACAAGCAAGGGGGGAGGAGGGGAGCCCAAAGAAGGAGAGGGGACACGAACGGGGGAGGCAGAGGCAGAGGGGGCAGGGGGGAAAAGAGACCGAAAAAGGACCGCAGGGACAGGCCAGGGCGGAGGGGGAAGAGGGGGCGCGGGGGGCAGCAAGAAACAAAACGCCAGAGCGACGAGCACGGCCGAGGCCGAAGAGAGGGCAGCGGGGAGGGGGGGGCACAAAGGGGGGGAGGAAGCAACAAGGGGGGAGGAGGGAGGAAAGGCGAAAAGGGGAGGAGGGGAGGGGAGAAGACGAGCGCAAGGGCAAGAACCCAAAAGCCGGGGCGCCACGCGCGAACCAAACACAGCGACGAGCCGACAGCACGGCAGACGAGACCACGGCGAGAAGAAAGAGGGGAAGAGCGAGCAGGGGCCCACAGAAAAGCAAAGGGCCGACAGGCGCACAAAACCGGGGGGGAAGCGCGGGGGGCAACGCGAAGGCACGAAAGGGGAAGGAGCGAAAGGAGCGAAGGAGGCGAAACGGGGAAAGGCGAAAAAGGGGGGGAGAAAACGGGGGAAGCGGGCAGGGGCAGGAAAGGGCAGGAAAGGGGGACCGAGGGGGCAACGGGAGGGAAGGGAAGGAAGGGGGACAAGGGAGGGGGGGACAGGGGAGGAAGGGAGCGGACGAACGGAGGGACGGAGGAGAAGGGGGAGGGGGGGAAGGGCGAAAAGGGAGAGGAAAGGGAGGGGAAGGCAGCAGGAGAGGGGGAGAGGAGAGAGACGGAGGGGGAAGGGAGGGAGAAGCGAGGCGAAAAGGGAAGAACAGGGCAGGCAAAGGGAGGGGCAGGGCGGAGUGGGCAGCAGCGGGAGGGGAAGGGGCACCGGCGGAAGGCAAGCGGAGGGGAGGCGGGGGAAAAGGAAAGGCGAGCGAGCAGCAAGGGGGAGCGGAGCGGGGAAAGGAGGGGAGGGGCGAGCAAGGGGAAGGCGCAGAGGGAGCAGAGGGCGAAAGGAAAGGGGAGCAGGAAAAGAGGGAGGGCGGAACAAGGGGGGGGCGAAGAAAGGGGGGCGCAGGAACAGCGACAGGGCGGGCAGCGAAGGAAAGCGGAAGGGGGCGCCGAGGGACCCACAAAGGGAGGAGGAAAAGCGGAGGGGGCAAAGGAAAGCAGGAAAGGGCGAAGGGCGCCGCAAGGGGCGACAAGCGCGGGCGACCACGAAAGGGCAAGAGGGAAGGGGGCGAAGGCAGAGGGGCCGCCAAGAGACAAAGAGAAGAAAGAAGAGCAGCGCGGCGGCCGCCCGCGCGCACCGCCGCGCAGGCAAGAAGAAGAAGCAAACGGGAAAAGCGCGCAAG